Maniola jurtina (meadow brown) is the source of this 4185-nucleotide messenger RNA. RefSeq names its product neurogenic protein mastermind-like. Gene Ontology annotation, cellular component: nuclear speck. The transcript has 9 exons. Gene Ontology annotation, molecular function: transcription coactivator activity. The record is from RefSeq and is a predicted model, not a curated record. Gene Ontology annotation, biological process: Notch signaling pathway; positive regulation of transcription by RNA polymerase II. Bases 726 to 2819 code for a protein of 697 amino acids. Lineage: Eukaryota; Metazoa; Arthropoda; Insecta; Lepidoptera; Nymphalidae.
UGAAGCGUCGUCGGCCCGUCGCAGACCGUCGUCGUCCGUCAGUCAGUUGAUCUUGAUGUUUUGUGUUUGACUGAGAAUUUGGUGAUUGGUACAGUGUCGUGUGUUGGUUGUAGAAAAUAUAAAAACAGAACUUUGAUGUUGUUUUUUAACUGUAGAUAUAAUUAUUAGAACGUUUUCCAAAUAUAUACAACUUAAAUCUUCCGUUUUACCUAAAAUUCAUACCAUUGUUUGGUGAAUUAUCCCAAAAAUAAAAUAUUAAUCUUCCUGUGAAUGGUUGUGCUGUGACUUUAAAACUUGUUCUGUACCAAAAUAUUUGAUAUUGGGCAGAGAAUCUUGAAUUCAGGAAGUUAAUUGCGUGUACCGAUGAAUAAUUCCUAGCCAUUUCAAGUUUUACAACUAAAAAAAAUUAAAUAUUCAAGUUGUUUGGAGACAAUCAGUGGCAAUAUGAAAAAUGUGCUCAGAGUGUUCAGGACGAACUGUAACUGUUUUUUAAUAGUGCUAUCACAAUUGCGGUGCAGUACUUGAGAACUGUGUAUAAACAUACUUACUGAAAGACAUGAUGGGGUUAUGGUGUUGUACUUGAAACUGUGUGGCUGGGUUGUUAAAAGAGUGAGAAUGAGGAGGCAGAGGUGAAGUGGCAAGGUAUCACCGUGGAGCACCUGGUCGGAGGCGGUGGCGCGGGCGGCUUGCUGCCCGGCGCCUCGCCUGCCCAACAUCCGCCUAAUAUGCUGCAACCCAUGGAAGAGAUGAACCUUCCUCCCAAACGUCAAGCAGUUGUUGACAGACUAAGACGGAGGAUAGAGACGUACCGAAGACGACAAACGGAAUGCGUGCCGAGAUUCGACCAGUCGUUCACCGGGGCCUGCGAACAACAGAACUUGGAGACGAGCGCCCUUCAGAAGCGGUUUCUCGAAGGCAAGGCUAAGCGGCAAGCCAAGAAGACCGAUCGCAAGCCCGACCUUCCCUCCAUCAGCAGCAAUCUGCACAGCAGCGUGCAUGUGAGCUGUCAACAAAAAUUUGGCUGCGGCGACUACGAGCCCCCGGCCAAGCUGCAAUGCGGAGGAGGCGGCGGCGCAGGAGGAGGCACGGGCGAAGGCCUGACGAAGUUCUCCGUUGAAAUCGUGCAGCAGCUCGAGUUCACCACCUCCGCGGCGGACUCCCAACCGCAGCAGAUCUCAACGAAUGUGACGGUGAAAGCCCUCGCCAACGCGGUGAAAACUUCCGGCUCGCCGCCGCCGUCGCAGCCGCCGCGCGUGCCCUCCCCGUUGGACUGCGAGCGAGAAUGCAAAGCCGAAUGCAAAUCCGAGGUGGCCGACGACGAGUUCGUGGGACUCGACGAGUGUGCGGCGGCGCUGGAGCGCGACGCCGCCUCCGCCUUCCCCGGCCUCGCCGACCUCAUCGGCGAGGACGAUGGAGACGAUGCGUUCGAAUAUCUCAUCACCGAGAUAUCCGAGUACCCCGAGCUAAUGAAGGAUUUCGAUCUCGAUGGCGGGAAGCUCAACGGGGGAGGAGGCAUGGGAGGCCUCGAGCCGUCCGAGGGCGAGCCGGCACCGCGGCCCUACGGCGGCGGGGAGAUGUCUCCCGCGGCGCAGACGCUGAAGCACAUGGCGGAGCAGCACCAGCAGGCCACGGGCGGCGACUGGGCGCGCUACCGCGGCUACGCCGGCUACCGGCCGCGGCCGACGCAGCCGCCUCUGGAGCAUCUGCACAUGUCUCAACAGCAGCAGCUGCAUCUGUCGCAGCCUCAUCAUAAUUUACAAGUCUCAGCAGCGCAACACAUGCAGGUGAGCGGCAGCGGCGGCGGCCACGUGUCCGCCGCCGCGCAGCAGGGCAUGUACGCAACCUUCCAGCACCAGGGGACGCCUUCGCCACAACACCAUCAAGGGAGCGGAUGCGAUUCGUACUCGGUAUCACAAUCGCAGAGUAUGAACUUUUCGCCGUCGAUGCGGACGCGACCGAGUGGACCUACGCAGCAGACUGCACAAGGACCUGGUCAGCAACCACUAGGAAUAGCCGCGGCAGGCAUAUCGCGCGAGCAGCAAGCAAAGAUGCUGCAGCAACAGCAGCAGCAGAUGUUGCGCGCGCAGCAGCAGCAGCAGAUGCGGCCGCCGCCGCCGGAGUACAAGGCGCGCUUCGCGAGCGCAGGCGCAGCGCCGCGUCGCCCGGCCGCGCCGCCGCCGCGCGCCUUCGCGCCGCACGCGCGCCCCUACGCGCCUGACUGGCGUCACGUGCUGCUGCAGCAGCAGUCCGCCCGCCAGCAGUUCCCGCACCACCACCAAGGUUUCAACAUGGGCGGAAUGGGUGGCAUGGGCAACGUGAGCGGAGUGAGCGGCGGCAUGACGCAACAGCAGCAACUUCAGCUGCAGCAGGCGCGGCUCCAGCAGCAGCAACUAAUGCAGCAUCAGCAGCAAAGGGCAUCAAAUCAGCAAUCGUCAAUGUCGCAUCUGAUUAUGCAACAAAACCAAAUGAUGAGCGUGCAAGGACAGAUGCCGAAUAUUCACAUGAGUCAGUCGCAGAGCAUGAGCUUGCAACAGUCUGGCAUGGGCGGGCUCGGCCCCAUGCAGUCCAUGCCGAGUCAGCAGCCGAUGCAUGCGCAGAACAACACCAUGCAGACUCAGAGCAUGCUCGGGAACGGGCCCAUGCAGUCCCAGAACGGGAACCACCCGUUCUCGCUUCACUCCGCGUCUUCGUUCACGGGCCAAACCGCAGACUUCAACCUGGACUUCCUCGACAACAUGCCUUCCAGCGACACCAGCAAUCUCACCGCGCAGGAGCUGCUCAACUCACUCGAUAACUCGUUCUUGAACGACAUACUAUAAAUCUAUACUGCAUGGUCCACAAGAUUUUUCAUGGGUAUAGUGACUGGCAUGUUCAACAAAGAGCGGCGUAACAGGGCGGGUUAGCGCAUGCGCAGGAAGCAUGGGCCGACUGAUCGAAAAUCGCGUGCAUCCGCGCGGUAAAAAUUCCCUCACGCCAGCAAAUAGACCGAAAAAUCGACUAGUGCGCAUUUUUCAAAUAAUUUGCCGGUCACUCUAAAUAUUUUGCUUGACUGUAAUAGAACCAAAACUCCACUCAACGGCAGUGUAUGACAAACUCAACGGGGGAUGUCGACAAAACUUGUCACAAAGACCUAUUUCCUUUGUACUUAGUUUUAUUUCAGCUACUUAUGUCGAUGGGUCAAAUGAGAUAAACGUCUCCAGUUCCGAAAUAUUUUAUUGGUGUUAUUACAAAACAGGUUUUAUAUUAGACAAUGUGGUUAAUUCUGUUGUACAUAAAUCCCUAAAAUAAAAUUGACACAUCUAAGUCUAGUGCCAUCCUUUUCCUCUGAGAAGAUUAUAAAGCAGAUAGUAAUAAUUUAGAGAUUGUGUACAACAGAAUUAGCUACAACACAGAUCUUUAAGGUGACAAUAACAGAUUUAAACUACUGUUUUGUCGUAAAACUGUUAAGUAUUUAGGAGCGAUAGGUCAGUCGGUACUCGGUAACCCCAACGAGCCGUGCAGUCAUAUCAUUAUUCAUCACUAUUGUUCGUAUAACAUUUAAUGUAGCUCGCGACCAACAUGUAACAAAAUGUGACCAAAGUUUUCCAUCAGAAAUACGCCGUGGCACUGCCACUUGCGAAUCUUCCGAUAAAUGUAAACAUUUUCUAAUGCAUUGUUUUAUAUGAACUACAUAUUUAUUCUAAAGAAUUCCAUUUCGAAGUUUAUAGUUUUUAUGAUUGUUUGUGCAUAGUUCAUUUUGUAAAAAUUAUUGUAUAAGGUAGUUUAUAGUAUUAAAUAAAUGGCAGUGGUAGGAAACUCUGCGACGACUUAAUUUAUCCCAGCGUGGGAAUUAUGUUUCUCAAUUAUUUGCAGAGUCGCUUUUAUAUACUAUGUAUAUUUAUUACAGAUAUUGUUAUUAAUAUAAGUAAAUAGCACAAAAGACAUUUCAACGAUUUUAUUUACACGUUUAUUAGAUUUAUUUAUCGAAUGACGACAUAAUUUGGGCAAUACAUUUUAUAGCGUCUGUUAUCAUAUUAUUAUAAUCGAGUCUGUAUUUUACCAUGUGACAUUACAAUGUAGUAAUUUAUUCGUUUCCUCUGGACCUCCACUACUAUCUCGUUGAUAAUCUUGUUCGGGAAAACGUAAACGUCACGACAUUCGAAUGAUUGCGAUAUCGUGAAGUUUCAGUAGGCUUAGUACAAGUUA